CGCAAGAGCCGUAAACUGUGCGUAAAAGAGCGGAAGAAGCUCGCUUGGUGACCCGGAAGCAGUCGCUACAACUUCCGAAAGGGGUUUACUGCCUUGGUGUGCGAGUUGCUGUGUAAGGAGAUUGUACUUGAAGUUGUAGAGGGUGUACCAGCAUGUCCCGUGGUUCCAGCGCCGGUUUUGACCGCCACAUUACUAUUUUUUCACCCGAGGGCCGCCUCUACCAAGUAGGUGAGUGAACCAGGUCCACGGGUGAUCCACCCUAAUUGCUCUGUCAUGAAUAUGCUUUUAAGGCAAUUAACCAGGGUGGCCUUACAUCAGUAGCUGUCAGAGGAAAAGACUGUGCAGUAAUUGUCACACAAAAGAAAGUACCUGACAAGUUAUUGGAUUCCAGCACAGUGACCCACUUAUUCAAGAUAACAGAAAACAUUGGCUGUGUGAUGACAGGAAUGACAGCUGACAGCAGAUCCCAAGUACAGAGGGCUCGUUAUGAAGCAGCUAAUUGGAAAUACAAGUAUGGCUAUGAGAUUCCUGUGGAUAUGUUAUGUAAAAGAAUUGCAGAUAUUUCUCAGGUCUACACACAGAAUGCUGAAAUGAGGCCUCUUGGUUGUUGUAUGAUCUUAAUUGGUAUAGAUGAAGAACAAGGCCCUCAGGUGUACAAGUGUGAUCCUGCAGGUUACUACUGUGGGUUUAAAGCCACUGCAGCAGGAGUUAAACAAACUGAGUCAACCAGCUUCCUUGAAAAAAAAGUAAAGAAGAAAUUUGACUGGACGUUUGAACAGACAGUUGAAACUGCAAUUACAUGUCUGUCUACUGUGCUAUCAAUUGACUUCAAACCUUCAGAAAUUGAAGUUGGAGUAGUUACAGUUGAAAAUCCCAAGUUCAGGAUUCUUUCAGAAGCAGAGAUUGAUGCCCAUCUUGUUGCUCUAGCAGAGAGAGACUAAACAUUAUCAUGAGUUUCCCAAACCCAUGAUGCCACUUGCCAGAGUGUUUGGUAAAAAAGAUCAACAUUGUGGAGGCUCCUGAAUUAAGAAAGAAACCUCUCCCACUCCUCCUACCCAUGAAGUGGUUAGGACUCUAUAAAUAAAAACGUU
Elephantulus edwardii (Cape elephant shrew) is the source of this 1091-nucleotide messenger RNA. RefSeq names its product proteasome (prosome, macropain) subunit, alpha type, 6 (gene PSMA6). The record is from RefSeq and is a predicted model, not a curated record. NCBI's taxonomy places the organism in Eukaryota, Metazoa, Chordata, Mammalia, Macroscelidea, Macroscelididae. Bases 438 to 941 code for a protein of 167 amino acids. Gene Ontology annotation, cellular component: cytosol; proteasome core complex, alpha-subunit complex; proteasome core complex. The transcript has 7 exons. Gene Ontology annotation, biological process: ubiquitin-dependent protein catabolic process.